AUGGAGCUUGCUUUUGAGGAGCAAGGAGUGAUGAACUACGCGAGUGGGAAGGAGACGCUGACCCCAGGCGUCAACGACAAAGAGAACAACGCGGGCCAAGUGAAGGUGAAGCAGCUUAUUAUGGCAUCGUUGUCAAUGGCGUUGGGCCAGCGGGUGAUGAUGAAGCGCACAGGCACGGACAUGUGGAAGUACCUCGUGUACACGUACGAGGGCAAGACGAACGCGGCGACGCGAGUGAACCAAGAAAUUAUCCUGUUCAACUGGUUGCAGACGAUGAAGUGCAAGCUGGGCGAUAAUGUGGCACAGCACGUGGACAAGGCGUUCAUGAUGAAGGACCAGUUGGCGGCGUUGAACGCGGAUGUGAGGGAUCCAAUUGCUGAUCCAGUCGCUGCCGACCAACGCGCGGUUCGCCAGAUUGCGCGGCAUGGUGGAGAGCGGGGCGGACGUGGUGGACACUCCGGAGAAGGUCAAGGACCAGAUCCUGCGGAUGCACAGCUACAACGAGCGCGACAAGAUGUUGCAAGUGUACGAGGGCGGCAGAAAGCAGCACGGCACGUGGGCACAAGAUGUCGAUUCGGUGCUAGUGACUGA
Molecule: messenger RNA, 591 nt
Organism: Phytophthora sojae
Lineage: Eukaryota; Oomycota; Peronosporomycetes; Peronosporales; Peronosporaceae
Exons: 1
Coding region: 1-591 (196 amino acids)
Source: RefSeq, a predicted model, not a curated record